AUGCGGCAGAUGAAGGAUGUACGAGGGCUGAAGAAAAGAUUAGAGGGUGUGUGCGGUCUCCCCAGCUUCCGGCAGCAGCUCCUGCAUGACGGGGCAGUUUUGGACGACGAGACCAAACUAGCACGGCUGGAACUUCCUGUCGAUCUACAGUUGGUUUUGCUGAGCUUCGGUUCCGUAUCUCAGAAGCAGAGGAAUGAGUUCAGCUUCGCCGUUGCCAGAGGACGAACGUCUGAGGUUCAGAGGAUGCUCCAGAGCCCCCAGGAUCCCGACCUGGCCGAUGAAGCCGGCGAAACACCCCUCCUGGUGGCCACGAAACAUGGUCAUGCAGAAGUUGCACUUCUACUCUUGGAGGCGGGAGCUGAUGUCAACUUACCCAACCGCCGGGGGUGGACAGCUCUCACCCGCUCAUCUGCGGAGGGGCGCGUGGAUUUCGUGCGCUUGUUGUUGGAGGCUGGAGCUGACACUGAAUGCGCCGGCGGCGAGUCGAACGAAGCAGCAGCGCUUUUCCAGGCUGUUCAGCAUGGGCACGUGGGAGUCGUUCGGUUAUUGCUGGGGUCCCGCGCCAAUGUGGCCCUGAGGAGCAAGUCUGACGGUCAGACGCCUUUGACGCGCGCGUCCCUGAGUGGACACACGGAGAUAGCUUGCUUACUUCUGAAGUCACGGGCGGAGGUGGAUGCUGCCGACGAUUGCGGAGCCACGGCGCUUAUGUUUGCAUCUAGUCGAGGCAAUGCCGACAUUGUGAGCCUUCUUCUGGAGGCAAGGGCUGGCAAGGACAUGGUCACCACUCGGGGAACCCUUUUCUUAUCCAAUAAGAUCGGCCAGACCGCGCUCAUUCAAGCCUCUUACGCUGGCAGACUGGAAGUCGUCCGAUUACUGUUGCGCAGCCGGGCUGACACAAAGAUGAUGAAUUGCCUUGGUGAAAGUGCUCUUUCCUGUGCAACGCAGCAGGGCCAGACGUCUGUUGUGCAACUGCUACGAGCCAGCAACGCCCCUUAG
This is a messenger RNA of Symbiodinium sp. CCMP2592, 996 nucleotides long. NCBI's taxonomy places the organism in Eukaryota, Dinophyceae, Suessiales, Symbiodiniaceae. The record is from the annotation of a GenBank genome assembly.